Molecule: messenger RNA, 2825 nt
Organism: Epinephelus moara (kelp grouper)
Lineage: Eukaryota; Metazoa; Chordata; Actinopteri; Perciformes; Serranidae
Product: malignant fibrous histiocytoma-amplified sequence 1 homolog
Exons: 11
Coding region: 170-2647 (825 amino acids)
Molecular function (GO): protein binding
Source: RefSeq, a predicted model, not a curated record
UCAGAAUCCACCCAGACAACCUCACCUGUCCUGCCAACUGACAGCUUCAAACCCUGGACUUUUUUUUGCCGUGGAGCAGCAGCUCUGACCUUUGAACGACCAGCACGCCUUCUAAGGAACUCAGUCAACAAAAACACUGCCCCAAUAUCUGAAGGAAUAUGUGAAGAAAAUGGCCUCUCCAAAUGGAAACAGUUGGGAGGAAUGGGACCUGUCAGGACAGAAACUGAAGUCCCUUCCUCAUGAUCUUCUAGCACAUGCUAGAAAAGCGGAUUUGCAGAGGAACAAACUGAAACGGAUCACUGGCAUCUCCAGAUUCACCGAUCUGACGGAGCUUAAUCUCUCCAGGAACAAGAUAAUGGAGUUUUCUCAGGAAAUACACAACCUGCAUAAACUAGAAAAACUCUACAUGAACCAAAAUAACAUCAGAGCCAUCCCAGAGGGAAUCUUACCACAGCUUAGAAGGUUAAAGUUCCUAAAACUCAGCACCAAUCGCUUGACUAAGCUUCCUUCAGAUAUAAACCAGUGCACCAGUAUCACUUACCUGGACCUUUCCAAGAAUUGCCUGCAAAACAUCCAACCACUGGUUGGUCUCCCAAAACUGAAGGAGCUUUUGGUUGAGAAGAACCAACUGACUGAGCUCCCGUCCCAGCUCUUCCAGAAUGGUAGUUGUGAGUUGGUCACGUGUAAGGCCACAGGGAACCCCCUGAGGUGCCCACCGGAGGAGGUCUGUGCUGGAGGGGUCAUGGACAUCCAGAGCUAUUUCUGUCAAAUGGAGGAGAACCCAAACACACGCAGUGCCUGGACAGUCAAGACCAUGUUCCUGGGCUCCUCCAUGGCAGGGAAGUCCACACUAUGCCGCAGUCUAAAGGAAGGGAAGCCUGUGGUGGUUGCAAUGGAGGACCGGACAGAGGGGAUCGAGAUCACUCAGCUGUACACCCAGGGAGUCCGUUUCCUUUUCUGGGACUUUGCAGGGCAGGAGGAAUACUACCUGACACACCAUGUCUUCAUUACACCUCGGGCCCUUGUCAUCCUUACUUGUGAUUUAGCCAGCUACAGCACUGUGGACCCACAGUCUUUCAGAGACCAAGUGUGGUUCUGGAUGAACAACAUACAGUUGCGUGUGCCGGACUCAGUGGUCCUACUGGUGGGAACGCACUGCGACCAGUGCAGAGACCAGGAGGAGGUGAUGGAGAAGAAGAAGGAUAUCGAGGAGAAGGUCAGGAUCAUGUUGGCAAACAGGAAGAUGGUUUUAAAACACCAGAAGAAAAAUCUGGAAGAAAACAUGGACGCCUCUCUCUUCACGGACCAGCUGGACGAGCUGGACUGCCUUUUGGAAUACAAUCUGAAGGUUCUGGAUCUUGUAACCCUUGACUGCACAAAGACUGAGGAUAUUGAUAACCUCAGAAGUCAUAUUCUGAUGUGCAUUCAAACAGAGAACGAGUUUCUGUGUUCUGAGAGCAUCUUACCAAAAAGUUACGAGUCUGUGGAACAAGCCAUUCAUACACUUGUCGCACUACAACAAAUUCCCCAACAUGGUAUUAUUCUACUUGAAGAACUGGGUGAUUUAAUCCUAAACCAUGUUGAGCUGAGCAGAGAGAGUCUCUACUCCAUCUUGCGAUUCCUCAUGCGAUAUCUGCAUCGGAUUGGGGUGAUUGUUUGGUACGAAGACACCAGUGUACUCAGUGACAAGGUGUUUAUCCAGCCUUCAUUCCUCAUCUCAAUGUUCAAGACCAUUGUGAGACAUGACCUGGUGCAGCAGCUGGAGGGGGUACCCAGAGAACGUCUCAUGCAGGAGGGGGCUCUGGUGAAACAGAAGUUUACCUGGGUGGAUGACUUAAAGUGCAGAGGCACCUUGCACAAUGCAGCCAUGCGCAUCUUGGUCCGCAGAGAGUUAGAGAAGCUAAUCGAGGAUGAUGACGACUUGGUCAGAGAGGUGGUAGGAACCAGAAAGGAGGAAGGCAUAAUACUCGCCCUACUGCAGCAUUUUGAGGUUUGCCUCCCCGCUCUUGUUGGAAGUCAUCUCAACCCCCAAGCACCGGUGUUCAUUCCUGGUGAGAAGCAGUGGGAGUCAGCCAAGGAGGCCAAAAAAGACCCAGAUGGAGCCUGUCUCUUCCCCAUCUACCUAAAGGAUGACCUCAUAGUCUGCCACAAGUGGGGUGAGGACAAGCAAGAUGACCUCAGCAUUCACGUGUACUUCCUUCCAGAGAUUCCUCAUGGCUUCUUCCACAGAGUGAUCAUCAAGACGUGCUCCCUGUAUCCGACUUACUGGGCGGGGAGACAGCAGUGUCUCCUCUGCUCUGGAAACAGACUGGCUCUGGUGAGACAGAAGGAAAAAGAUGGCGAUCCAUUCAUAGAGAUACGCUGCAGGAGACCUGAGAAGGAUGAGGCGUUUCGGCAGUUGUGGGAUCUGAUCUUGGCGGUGAUGUCCAAGGUGUUUGUGUUGUCCAGGCAGUGGCCAGGACUGACUCAGCAGGUGCACACACCCUGUCCAGAGAAAGGCUGUCCACACUACUUCACCUGGCAGGACUGGCAGGAGCUCAACAACACUGACUUCUAUAACAUAGUGAAGGAGGAGAAGUUAGUUUGCCAGGGAGGACAUACACGACGGACGGAGCUGAUUUUUCCAAAAGUUCCUGUAUUGCAGUGAGGGGUCUGAUGAAAAUAACCUCAAAGGUGACAAACACAGCACAAUGAAGACGAGCGACUCCAAACCAGAGACGUCACAUUCUGCAGUCCCCACAGUUUGAAUGUGUCUUUGAGUGAAAACUGGAACAGGGUGUUAAUUUUGUCAUUGUUGUAAAAGCAAAUAAAUAUGAUUGAUGACA